Messenger RNA from Zophobas morio, 700 nucleotides. RefSeq lists its product as uncharacterized. The transcript is spliced from 4 exons. The record is from RefSeq and is a predicted model, not a curated record. The coding region runs from base 14 to 577 and encodes 187 amino acids. Lineage: Eukaryota; Metazoa; Arthropoda; Insecta; Coleoptera; Tenebrionidae.
UUUGAGAUUAAAAAUGGCAGAUGUCAUAAAUCGAAACAAAUCUUUGAAAAAAUCCUCCCAAAAUCGUAAAACCAUCACUGCAUAUUUAGAAAAGAAUGGGACGAAAAAAUCUGCUGAGCUUGACGAAAUACAAACCCUUCAAAAAACAAUUUCAGACCUGGAGGCUCGUCUUGCUAGUUUAGUUUUCGAAAAAAAAAAAUCUAAUAUAGAAUUGGAACAUGAAAAACGCAAAGUUACUCAGUUGAAAGUACAACUCCAACUGGUCAAAGCCAAUCACGUAAUCCAGUACCUCCCGAAAAAAUCUGCAGAUGUGAGAAAACUUGUGGAAGUUCGAGAUAAAGGUGUUCAGACAUGGGGAGGCGUUUUAUGUCGCGCUUGUUUAGAUACUGAGCAGCUGAGAAAUAAAUUAGAGCGAACGCAAGAUUUAUAUAAUGACUGUAUUGUUAUUAAGCGGAGUUCAUUUGAUUCACUAAAUACCACUGUCAAAACACUGAAGCAACAGGUUGACAAGGAAAUUGGAACUGACGAAGAAAUCGUAGAAAAUCUUUUUGUUAAGCCACAAAUACUGCAAAGUUAGUGUUGGUAGUGAAGAUACUGGUUAUGUUUGGUUGAAGUUUUUAAGAAAACCGAAAUUGUAGUCUUGGAUAUUAACAAAAAUUGUUGCAGUGUAACUAAAAUAAAAAUAUAUAAGUUUUCAAAA